Carya illinoinensis is the source of this 3018-nucleotide messenger RNA. RefSeq names its product pentatricopeptide repeat-containing protein At1g09220, mitochondrial-like. The transcript has a single exon. Gene Ontology annotation, molecular function: protein binding; RNA binding. The record is from RefSeq and is a predicted model, not a curated record. NCBI's taxonomy places the organism in Eukaryota, Viridiplantae, Streptophyta, Magnoliopsida, Fagales, Juglandaceae. Bases 222 to 1712 code for a protein of 496 amino acids. Gene Ontology annotation, biological process: RNA modification.
UUUCACAUCUGUACCACUCUCAAGUUUUCUUGCGAUGUCUAUAUGUUGUGUUAAUUAAUAGAUACAGUCCAUGUCUUGGAUGGAACCUAUGGGCCGAAGUAGACAGACAAUGAAGCAACUGCCAUGCAAGGCGAAUUAAACGGUGCAUAUAUCUCUUUUGUAUCGACAAUGAGAGAAAUGAUCUAGCAUGGUAUAAAAAUUUUGCAACGACUGAAAGCAGUAUGCUGAGGUCGAGGAGGAGAGUGCCGCAUCUUCACUUGAUAGCCAAAGGGCUGUCCUGUUCUUGCUCCUCUUCCUUACACCAUGCCACCCAUCUCUGGCCUAAUACACCACAGCAACAGCAACUACUAAAGCACUUGGUCUCUCUCUUACAAAAACACUCAUCGAGCCGCCAAGCCACCCAACAAGUCCACUCUCACUUCAUUACCUCUGGCUUUCUACACAGCCACCAGUCCACAUCCCAUAUCCUUCUCCUUGUUAACACUCUGCUCCGCUGCUAUUCCCUCGGCCAAUUCCCUUUAGAAGCUCUCCUGCUUUACAAAAACCUCAACUGUCUUUCCUUUGACAGCUUCACCUAUACUUUCCUACUCCAUACCUGUGCUAACUUACACUCUAUCUUCUCAGGACUUCAACUCCAUGCUCUCGUCGUCAAAGUUGGUUUUCAGUCCCAAGUUUAUGUCCAAACUGCUUUGGUAUAUGUAUAUGCAGUUUGUGGGUCUUUACAUGAAGCCAUGCAUGUGUUUCACGAAAUGCCUGAGAGGAACACCGUAACCUGGAAUGUCAUGAUCUCCGGUUUGGCGAAAUGGGGUCAUCUCCAACUUUCUCGUUCUCUCUUCGAUCAGAUGCCUACUCGGACUGUUGUGUCAUGGACAGCUAUCAUUGAUGGGUACACACGCAUGAAUCAGCCCGUCGAAGCUUUGUCUUUAUUUCGAAGAAUGGUUAUUUAUGAAGGUAUAAAACCCAGUGAAAUGUCUCUCCUUGCCAUUUUUCCGGCUAUAUCAAUUAUGGGAGCCCUUAAAAUCUGCCAAUCGGUUCACGCUUAUGGGGAGAAAAGAGGAUUUAAUACAUCUAACAUACGCAUUACAAAUUCUCUCAUAGACUCGUAUGCAAAAUGUGGAUGCAUAAAGAGUGCAUCAACAUUGUUCGAGGAUACAUCUGCCCAGAGGAAAAAUCUGGUGUCUUGGACAUCCAUAAUAUCUAGUUUUGCAAUGCACGGCAUGGGAAAAGAAGCUAUGGAGAGUUUCGAGAGGAUGGAGGAAGUUGGAAUGAAGCCGAAUCGGGUAACUUUCUUGAGUCUUUUAAAUGCCUGUAGUCAUGGUGGACUGGUCGAGGAGGGGCUAAAAUUUCUGAAUAAGAUGCUAAAUAGUUACCAAAUUGUGCCAGAUAUCAAGCACUAUGGGUGUUUAAUAGAUAUGUUGGGGAGAGCGGGGAGGUUAGAAGAAGCUGAGAAGAUGGCAUUGGGGAUUCCUGUCGAGAUUCUCAAUGUGGUGAUUUGGAGGACACUUUUGGGUGCUUGUAGCUUUCACGAUAACGUUGAGAUGGGUGAGAGAGUCACCGGCAAGAUAUUGGAGAUGGAAAGAGAAUAUGGAGGGGAUUAUGUGCUCAUGUCCAACAUCUUUGCAGGUGUAGGGAUGUUUGUAGAUGCUGAGAGGCUGAGAAAAUUGAUGGAUAAAAGAAAAAUCUUCAAAGUUCCAGGCCACAGUUUGGUCUGACUGAAGGUGAAGAUGUGGGGAUGUUUGGAGAUGCUGAGAAAAUUGAUGGAUAAGAGGAAUUUCUUCAAUGUUCCCAGCCACUGUUUGGUCUAACUGAAGGUAAAGAUGGAUGAUCACGUCUAGACAGAUUCUCCUAUAUCCAAAUGCUGGGGUGAUAAGUAAAUUGCAUGAUGUCAUGACAGAUAUCUCAUACGGAGUGCUUUUGUGUCGGUGUAGACUGCCUCUCAUGGGGUCUCUUUCUCUUUCGAUUGGGUUAAUUUUGGGAAUCUGCAUAAAAAAAGAGGGUUGUUAUGAUUUUAUUUGCAAGAAGAAUUGGAUUUCUGCAAGAAACGGGAACCAAAAGGGCCUCACUCCUGGACUUGCUGAGGUUGAACUCUUUCAGAGGGAAUCUAUUUGAUUGUUCUUCGCUUCCACUUUCAUGGAUCGCUUUUAUUUUGUCUGGCUAUGGUGAGAACAAGUUCAAGGAUGAUCCAUAGCUAAAGCAACAAGGCCAGAAGAACUUUGCCCAAAAUAAUUACAUGUGCUACAACACUAGCAAUCUUGUCCUGGUAACCAAUACCAAUUCCCAUUUUAUAUCUUCAAAUCACAACCCAAAAAUCCCACUUUCUGCUUUCAGGCAGGAACCUGACAGUGCCCCAUCCUUUUUCACUCUUCCCAUAAUGGUGGGAUUCCAGUAUUUUGGAAAAUCAAUCUUGCCUUUGAUCCAGGAAGUUGUUCAACGCUGUAAGUGGAUUAUAAAAGAAGGCCAACUCAUUUUCCGGUUUGAGGAUUGGUUUAGAAAAGGAAUUUUAGCUGAAAAGGCAAGAGUUAAUCCAGCAGAGGGAUCUUAAAGUUGCUGAUAUGACAUCUUUGGUUGGAAUAUGGACAGGCUGCUAGAUUAUUCUGUGCCUGGAAUUAGCUGAAUAAUUCAGUGGCUCAAUUUAGUGGCUCUCUUUUUAUCUAGUACUCCACUAUCCCUUCUUUUCAGCUGUAAUCCUCUGUUGAGUGUAGUGCCUUUUUUGUGAGGAACUAGCUUUUGUUAGGUCAUGCAAUCUUUUUUUGGAGAGCGGUAACUCGAUUCCAUAGAUGGCGCCAUCUGUUGAUGCAAUUUUCCGAUGGACAACAUAGUCAAAUGGCCCCUAAUAGUACUUGGACUUUGAUAUGGUGCUCAGCUAUCUAGAGAGAGUGUGUGUGAGUCCCAAGAGAGAGUAUAGAAGUGCCUUUUAUGUUUGUAGUGGUUUCCCUCCUUUUAUACAGGUCUUAGUUACGGUUUGUACAGUGAGAUUAGAUAAUAUGGAUUUAGAUAAAAAUUAAAAAUUGAAUAAAA